UCUUCAACUGCAGAAAAAGUUGUCUACCUUGUGGUUUUUCAUCUGUCAUUUGUCAUGUUUGUAUGGUCCUAUUGGAAGACAAUUUUCACAUCUCCUGCAUCCCCCUCUAAGGAGUUCUGCUUGUCAAAAGCUGAUAAAGAACAAUAUGAAAAAGAAGAGAGACCAGAGUCUCAGCAGGAGAUUUUAAGAAGAGCUGCUAAAGACUUGCCUAUCUAUACGACAACAGCAUCGAAAGCAAUCAGAUACUGUGAUCGAUGCCAGCUAAUCAAACCUGACCGCUGCCACCACUGUUCUGCAUGUGACAUAUGUGUACUAAAAAUGGACCACCACUGUCCAUGGGUGAAUAAUUGUGUGGGAUUUUCUAACUACAAAUUCUUCCUCCUGUUUUUAAUGUAUUCGUUAUUGUACUGUCUGUUUGUUGCUGCUACAGUCUUGCAGUACUUCAUAAAGUUUUGGACAAAUGAAUACGCAAAAUUCCACGUAUUAUUCCUUUUCUUUGUGGCAGCCAUGUUCUUCAUCAGCAUACUGUCACUCUUCAGCUACCACUGCUGGCUAGUUGGCAAAAACAGAUCAACCAUAGAAACAUUCCGUGCACCCACGUUUCGAAAUGGCCCUGAUAAAAAUGGCUUUUCUCUUGGAUGCAGCAAAAAUCUGAGGGAGGUUUUUGGAGAUGAAAAGAAGUAUUGGCUACUCCCUAUCUUUACCAGUUUGGGUGAUGGCUGCACUUUUCCAACUCGUUUGGUGAUUAUGGAUCCAGAGCAACUUACUGUCUCAAGCCAAAAUGAACCUGCCAAAAGUUCUGGAGCCAAUCAGUCCUUUCCUACUCGACCGCUCAGUGAAUCACAAAAUCGUUUGCUAGCCAGUGACAGUCAGUCGGUGGAAAGUGGCCCUGAAGAGGAAAACGUUAAAUCAGGUGCAAAAAGGCAUAUUAUAGUUUCAUUGGAAAGCUGAUCUCAGCUGAUUACUAACCAACCAUCUCAAUGAGAGACAGGUUUCUGCAACACAUUUUGUGCUUGAAUAUUACUUAAUUUUGUUUGGAAGAGUUGAUCCAUAAGAAAUGGAACAUGAACAUUUUCGGAAGACUCAAGAAAUUCAAGUUUCUGCACAGUACAAUGGAUUCUUGUAAGCACUAUUGAAGAGCAGGGAAGUUAAGACAGAUAGAUGCCUUAAGAUUCUUAAUGUGCAUUUAUGCAACACUGAAUUAUAUACUGCUACCAAAGGGCCAAAUCCUGAAGUGCCCUGCUUGGAUGCACAAGGUCCAGAGUGGGAACUAUGCAUUUCUGUUAUGCUGCAGUGGGGGGGAUAGAUUGCAGAGACCUCCCCACAGGCAAACUUCAUACCUUGGGCACUGCAGAAUUCACUUCCAUAGCACGUCUCCAGGGUACAGAAAGAAAGAGAAAAGGAAAAGGAAAAAAAAAAAAAAAAGAAAAAUCAACCUAGAGCAUGGCUGGUGAGUCUGAAGUGCAACUAUACAUAGUUCAACCACCAGGUGAUGGGGAAGGGACUGGCUG
This is a messenger RNA of Pterocles gutturalis (yellow-throated sandgrouse), 1511 nucleotides long. It is a transcript of the gene ZDHHC20, whose product is annotated as zinc finger, DHHC-type containing 20. The record is from RefSeq and is a predicted model, not a curated record. Gene Ontology annotation, biological process: synaptic vesicle maturation; protein targeting to membrane; peptidyl-L-cysteine S-palmitoylation. The transcript has 12 exons. Lineage: Eukaryota; Metazoa; Chordata; Aves; Pterocliformes; Pteroclidae. Gene Ontology annotation, molecular function: protein-cysteine S-palmitoyltransferase activity. The coding region runs from base 55 to 951 and encodes 298 amino acids. Gene Ontology annotation, cellular component: Golgi apparatus; endoplasmic reticulum.